GUUCACAUUCCUAACAUUGAAGUACUGUGGAGUACAAAGGCAUAGACUUGGCCUUAUCUUCCUUUCUCAAAUUCUCUCUCACAUUCAUUCCUUCCUCUCUUUAACACUCUUCUACUGUCUCUCAAGUUUCUUCACCUCCUUCAGUCUCUCAAACCUAAACCUCUCUUCCUCUAAUGGCUACAAAAUCCACUCAAGAACGCUCAGAACCACUUCAAUACCAGACAUGGGUUUUGAAAGUUUCUCUCCACUGUGAAGGUUGCAAGAGGAAAGUCAGGAAAGUUCUACAAAGCAUUGAUGGUGUUUUUACCACAAGCUUUGAUUCACAGCAAAACAAAGUCACAGUCACAGGAAAUGUUGCCGUUGAGACCCUGAUCAAGAAGCUAGUUAAAACAGGCAAACACGCCGAGAUAUGGCCGGAAAAGCUUGCCGGAAAAGGGAAAAAGUCCGGGAAAGCAAAGAACAAGGACAAAGAAAAUGAUCCAGAAAGUGGCAUUCAUUGCAGUGACCAAAAAAAUGAGAACCCAUGUGAGAAAGUUGAGGAAAAGCCUAAAAAGAAUGGAAGUGAAAGUGGCGGGAAGUCGCCGGAAAAGUGUCCCGCCGGUGAGGUGGACCAGACGGCAAGUGAAAGUGAGGUUGGUGGUGGUGAUGGUGUUGCUAGUGGUACUGCUGCAGCCAAAGGUGGUGGUAAAAAGAAGAAAAUGAAAGGGCAAAAAGGUAAUAAUGAGGGUAGUGGUUUGGGUGCACAAUUCCUUGAUACACCUGCAUCCACUGGAUCUCAAAAUCAUGAUUGGGGGAUGAACCAUGCUGUGGGCCCGGUGAAUCUCGGCCCUACACGUCAGCCAUUAUCUCAGUAUGCACCACAAGGGUACCCUCACCUGGUGUAUGUUGCAAGUUACAAUAGGGUACACCCUAGCCCAAGUUUUGGUCCCUCCUAUUAUGUUCCAUCAUCACCAUACACGUAUGCAGGUACCCACCGUGAGAUGAAUCCAGUGCAUGCAACACCGUUCGAUUCCUUUGAGAUUUUCAGUGAUGAAAAUGCCAAUGGGUGCUCCAUCAUGUGAUGAAUGAUGAUCAGCCUAGCCUUUCUUUUUGGGACUCCUUUUGUUAGGGACAGAGUUUAUUAGAGUGCAGGGUAGGGGGCAUUUGUUAAUGGCUUAUUACUAUGGGUGUUUGAUGUAUUUUGUAGCAUUCAACUCUAGUUUGUUUAGUCUUUGUAACUUGUGCUUAGGGCUAGUUUGUUGACUUAUUGUAAUAUGAAAGCUGAAAUCUCCUGGAUUUGAGUAACCACA
Quercus lobata is the source of this 1289-nucleotide messenger RNA. Its product is annotated as heavy metal-associated isoprenylated plant protein 35-like. The coding region runs from base 174 to 1061 and encodes 295 amino acids. The record is from RefSeq and is a predicted model, not a curated record. The transcript has 3 exons. Gene Ontology annotation, molecular function: metal ion binding. Lineage: Eukaryota; Viridiplantae; Streptophyta; Magnoliopsida; Fagales; Fagaceae.